This is a messenger RNA of Cyclocybe aegerita, 678 nucleotides long. NCBI's taxonomy places the organism in Eukaryota, Fungi, Basidiomycota, Agaricomycetes, Agaricales, Hemipholiotaceae. The record is from the annotation of a GenBank genome assembly.
AUGGAUGUCGACCUUACACUUGACCUGGCAGGGGAGAUAGAGAUGCCACCAGUAGUACUCGACGACGACCUGGAUACAUCGGAGACGCCGACACGUCGGGGUUCACCCAUCUGUCUGGCCGGACCAGGGGAAGGGGGUUGGCGCCUGCUUCCGGGGGAUACAAAGGGGAUGGAUAUAAGGGACUCGAUGUUGCGCGCAGAUGACGAGGCUGAGGCGCUCCUCGAUUCACAACUUGUCCUUCACCACCGCGUCAUAUCAAUGGAACCAUCCCUCAGAAUCGUCCCAGCCACUGGCUCCAAGUCUGCCUCGAUCAAGGAUACCACGAACUCCUUGGGACUUCACGACACCCUUCAAUAUGGCCCUCGCAGUCUUGCAGCUGAAACCAAGUCGCAAAGUGGUCUCAAGGAACGCCUAGAGAACUGGGAGGCUACACAAGAUAAUCUGAAACUGACCUUGGAACGCAACCUCUAUGGAAUGCACGCUCCUCUGCGUCGCCUGAUGGAGCGCAAGAUUGUUUCAAAUACGCCGCAUACGCUCGCGGGACCUCACAACAACCUCCAUCUUGACAUCCUCAUGGGCCGCGACGAGACGAUUGACCCUUCGGACGUGUUCAUGGGCUUGGAGACUGGUCCGAGCUUCGACAUCCACAAGGAAAUCCAGAAGAAAGUCCGUACAUGA